Molecule: messenger RNA, 2041 nt
Organism: Hypomesus transpacificus
Lineage: Eukaryota; Metazoa; Chordata; Actinopteri; Osmeriformes; Osmeridae
Exons: 10
Coding region: 845-1672 (275 amino acids)
Source: RefSeq, a predicted model, not a curated record
AACAUCCAGUAUCAUUCCUGAUUAUCUUCAAUUACAUCACAGAUGUUUCAAUCUUUUCUCGUCACCAAAAUGAUGACCACAAGUCAUUAAUUUCCCAGUCUUAAAAAAAAUGCACAGCUGUUGCAGUGAUUUACGCUUCCUCAAGGAAAUGAUUCAAACAUUUGUGAGAAGCACCACAUGGCAGGCUGCAAGAUUUACUAAGAGACUUGUAACAUGUCCUCUAAUUUAUAAUAAAUUGCUGUCCUCUUUUCCACAGAUAUGUGUUGGUUGUGUAAAGGAGAAUAAUUGGAUGCCUAUCAUUGACAAAGGGGUUAAAAUAAACGCACAGUUAUAUUCCGUGCUUCGUUUUAUGCUGGACAGUGGACUGAACAGUUAAGCCUAGAUGGCACGUAAAAGAUAUAUGAGGCUGAUUAUCAGACAGAAUGCAACAACCACGCUCAUGCAGAACCAAAAACUGUGGAAGAAGAAAGGCGAGAUGAGAUGACAGAAUGUGCUACUGCAAGAACAGCAACCCAGGAGCUGGAUGGUGUGGUCGGCGACGCAGAGGAGGCCGCACCGAUCCUGGAUGAAUGUGCUAAAUAUAGAGAGUUGUUUACAUGGAAGACGCUCGGACAAGCAAGUAUUUCUGCUGAAAAAUAUUUCUGGUCCUACUUUGUCCCCAUGCCUUGCGACCCUGUCUUGAUCCAUCGCUGCAAUGACAAUCACUUACAAACAGGGGGCAAUAAAGACCAUAGGAGGAAGCAGAAUGGUUAUAAAAGCGGUCCCGAUCCAGUGGAGUUGACAGAGUCAACAGAGAGAGAGAUUAGGACCUCCAUCACAAUCACCAUUACUAGAACCAGCAGAGAUGUCCACCUUAAUGACAGAGCUGAAGGAGACCUACAGGAUGCAGGGCUACCUCUCUGGCAUCCCAAUCCUAGAUGAGACAGAGCUGAGGCAGGCCAGACUGGCCUUCGCAGAACUAGAGAGGGAGUUUGGAGAGGACUACACCCAGUACAGUCUCCACAAUGUCCACCAGCAGUAUGAUUGGGUGAUGAGUCUGGCUAAACACCCACGUCUUCUCCAAAUUGUAAUGGCUUGCCUGGGCCCUGAUGUCCUGCUCCUUGACUCUCGCUUCAUCUGCAAGUACCCUGUAGGUAACCAGGCAGAAAGUGAUGUGGGAGAGGAGCAGGAAGUGAGAGUCGAGGCAAAGGAAGAGAAGACUGGGCUGCCCUAUGUUGCCUGGCAUCAGGAUAUGAGGUAUUGGGGCAUAGCUGGUGGUCCAGUCCUCUCUGUUUGGCUGGCCUUGGAUGACUCACUACAAGACAACGGUGCCUUGCAGGUUAUCCCAGGAACCCAUUUCUCCGGCCUCCUGCCCCACCGUCUUGCCAGCCGUGCUGGGAACAUGCUGUCUGUCAACCAAGAGAUUCCUGAGGAGCUAGUGCAGACAGAAAAAGCUGUACUCUGCCCCCUGUAUGCAGGGCAGAUGUCGGUCCAUGAUGGCCUGCUGGUUCAUGCCAGUGAUCCUAAUACCUCGCAAAGGAGGCGUUGUGGUUUUGUAAUUCGUUAUGUCCCCUCCUGUGCCUUCCCCAUUCAGGACUCUAACCGCCCCAGGAAAUUCCAUGCAACAGUGUUGGCCACAGGAACAGACCAGUUCAACCACUUCUCCAGCAGCACUGUGCUUCCACUGGCCUGAUGCAAAAUGGGGAAACAACUCCCCUUCCCUGGGUAAAAUUAUUUUCUUAAUUCGAGCCAUGGCAACCAUAAUACUAUCUUGAAUACUGUAGUAUUUUGUUGCUUUCUGCAGAAGUAUCCCACUUUAUUGUUUUUUCUAUAAUAUUAUUUUCCAUUACUUGAGCCAUUCAAUGCCAUUCAACAUUUUAAUGAAAUUAAAGCAAGCUGUUACUUGAAUCUAGGUGGAAUAAGAUGUGUAUGUAUCAAAUGUGAAGGGGUAAACAAAGUGACAUUUUAAAGACGUGCUCUGUAUGGGUAUAUCAACUGACACAGCGGAUGUUCUGUAAUAUGUGUCUGUUAAUCGUAUAUAUAUUAAAUAAAAAGACUGCAG